CAGCAAUUACAACCUUCUGAAGGAAUUUUCAACUUGUACUUUGACAGCGCCAGUCAGUUUCGAUUGCUUUUUCCAUAAGCUUUCAGCGUUUUUAGUUCGACACCACGGAACGAUUCUCCACACAGUCAAUAACAAUUUCAACCAAGAAAAAAAAAUACUUUCAUUUCAUUUAACGAGCUUCCUUUUUCAUUCACCACGCAACGCACUCUCAUUCAAGUCGAACGGACACGGAUUCAUUUCCUAAAGUGUUAAAAAAAGAGUAAAAAAUUCUUUUUUGAAUCAGUUUAAACGUGAAUAAACGCCAAGGGCGAAUAUCUCAUCAUCAUCAUCACUUUGAAUCUAAUUGGAUAAGAAAAAAAACAUUAAUUGACAGGAUAACGAAGAAUUUUAAAGCAGUACACAGCAUCACAACAGUAAUAGUAAACGACAAGCAUGUUUUCUGGAUUAACGAAUCAAGUGAGUUCAUGGAUGGGUGCCGUGAAAGGUGAAAACGAAGGUGGAGAUCCAGCUGCACAAGAGAAUGUCGACCCGGUGCAAAGUGAAAUCGCCGCCGAUGCUGGCGAACAUUCAUUCGAAAAUGUUCCUGUUGGUGAAGAAGGUGAAGCCGCAGCAAUCAGCCCAACCAAAGCUGGCGUAUUUUCAAAUGUACAAUCGAAAGUGAGCGGUUGGUUGCCCGCAAUGCCCACGAUGUCUAUGCCUGCAAUGCCAAACGUAACACUUCCAACUGUUGGUUUGCCAAAUAUGCCAAACAUUCCCGGUUUGAAAAAGAAUAGCACAAGUGCUGAUGCCGAGGGGGCGGUUGAGGCCGCUGAAAAUGUUGAAAACGCAACUGGUGCUGGUGAUGAUGAUGAGGAUCGAUCUAGGUAUAUCAGUGCUACCGAAGGCGCAGAUUCUCGUCCAGCGAGCGGCCCAGGAACACCAACCGAUGAGAAGGGCGGACAAGUUGGCAUCGUCACAACGAAAGUUACACAAGGCGCAAAGAACUUUGGAUCGUUCUUGUACUCGGCUGUUAACAAAGCGAGCUCUAAAAUCAAGGAAACAGUUAAAGAUAAUAACAUACUCGGCGAAUUCAACAAGGAACAAGAAGAAUUCAUUAAGAGUCAACAAGGCGGCAUUCAAAGCGGAGUCGUUCCUUGGGCUGGACAUCAAAAUGAGGAAAAAGUCAAAGAAGAAAUUUUUGGAUUAUCAUCGGACCGUCGGAAUUUCGUUCGUGCACCACCAUCUGGAGUAGAUUUUGAAUUCAAUUACGAUUUGUCAUAUCCAACAGCCGUUGCCAUUAUGGCCGAAGACACGCAAUUAGAGAAAAUGCGCUUUGAUUUGGUACCGAAAAUUAUCACCGAAGAACAAUUUUGGCGAAAUUACUUUUAUCGUGUAUCACUAAUUUGUCAAGCAUCCGAUCUGGGAACAUUAGGCGCACAAGGAAGUGAAAAUGAAGCAAAUAAAUCUGAAGAGAAUAGUGCAAAACCUUUAAAUAAGCAAUCAAAAAGCGCUGUAGAAAGUGAAUUCGUAUCUGAUGCAUUCCAAACCACUGACAAGGACUUGGACGAAGUCAAAGCUGGCAUGAAACUUUUGGGAAUCGAUUCGUUAACAAAUCAAUCAAACAAAAAUGAUGAGGAACAAUGGGAAAAAGAGUUGGACAAUGAAUUGCAGGAAUUUGAAUUGGUUGACAAUGGUGGGGCAUCUAAUGCCGACGAUGCAAACCAAGGCGAUGACUGGGAAAAAGACGCUGACGGAUUACUCGACGAUGAAGACGAAGAAGAUCUUAAAUAAAAAAAAACAUUGAAUUAAAAAAUCCUCGUCUUUUGUUUAAGUAACGUUUAUUUUAAAAUAAAUUGUUCGCAUUAUAUUUGUAGGUUUCGACGGAAUUUUGCAAAAUUAGUGGACUUUUUUCUCUUUAUGUAUAUUAUGUAUAUCUCUGUUAGCGAUUUUAAUUUUGAAAUUUUAAACAAUUUGUUCUUUGAGGCCAUUUUAUUUAUGUAGCAACGUUUAAUGAUCGAAAUCUUCACCGAAAAUCCAUGCAAAUUCACUUCAUUUGAAAUGUGUAACAAGCGGAUGACGAAGAUCGAGAGAGUGAGAAUGAAUGAAAUCAAUCAAGAAUAUACAUAGAGUAACAAACAAAUAAAUUUCAAACUAAAAUUGUACUUAUUUGUGACUAAGAAAAAAAAAAAUAAAAUUUUGAAUUCAAAACCAAAAUAUGCAACAGUCGAGUCCAACCGACAGCGCAUAAGUGACAAAUUAUAUUGUAAUUAUAAAAGGAAAUUCAAUAAAAAUCAAUAAACAAAAGCAUUAUUUGCGGUAAAUAUCCAA
This is a messenger RNA of Contarinia nasturtii (swede midge), 2307 nucleotides long. It is a transcript of the gene Sap47, whose product is annotated as synapse-associated protein of 47 kDa. NCBI's taxonomy places the organism in Eukaryota, Metazoa, Arthropoda, Insecta, Diptera, Cecidomyiidae. The transcript has 9 exons. Gene Ontology annotation, cellular component: cytoplasm; synapse. The record is from RefSeq and is a predicted model, not a curated record. The coding region runs from base 433 to 1770 and encodes 445 amino acids.